Molecule: messenger RNA, 2246 nt
Organism: Varanus komodoensis (Komodo dragon)
Lineage: Eukaryota; Metazoa; Chordata; Lepidosauria; Squamata; Varanidae
Gene: SQOR
Product: sulfide quinone oxidoreductase
Exons: 10
Coding region: 114-1430 (438 amino acids)
Cellular component (GO): mitochondrion
Molecular function (GO): FAD binding; sulfide:quinone oxidoreductase activity
Source: RefSeq, a predicted model, not a curated record
CUCGCCCGCCGCCCUCCCCGCUGAUAGCGACUGCGCGGCUCUUGCGCCACGGAGGGCGGCGGCCUUCCGCGCGGACGGGCAGCGCGAAGCCGAGCGACUGAGCUUCACCAAAGAUGGCCACCCUUGGAGUCAUGUCAGCCUGUACCGGUGCACGUGCCUUAAUGCCUUUACUUAGGCCAAGGAUCCUGAAAAUGAGCACAAGCCAAUUCCAUGCAUCAGUGAGGACUGCUUCAAAGGAUUACUAUGAGGUGCUGGUGCUGGGCGGAGGUACCGGUGGCAUCACCAUGUGUGCACGGAUGAAGCGGAAAGUGGGGGCCGGCAACGUGGCUGUGGUUGAGCCUCAGGAGAAUCACUAUUAUCAGCCUCUCUGGACUUUGGUUGGGGCUGGAGCAAAACAGUUAGUGUCAAGUUCACGCACAACCGCAAGUGUGGUUCCCUCAGGUGUAACGUGGAUCCAGUCAAAGGUACAGAAGCUGGAUCCAGACAAGAACUGCGUCUAUUUGGAGAACAACCAAAAGAUAUCGUACAAGUAUUUGAUCAUCGCCCUUGGGCUCCAGCUGCAUUACGAAAAGGUCAAAGGCCUGCCUGAUGGUUUUAAGUUUCCUAAAAUAGGUUCCAAUUAUUCCAUUCACACAGUAGAAAAAACCUGGAAAGCACUGCAGGAUUUCAAGGAAGGAAAUGCCAUUUUCACCUUUCCAAACACCCCUGUGAAAUGUGCCGGAGCACCACAAAAAAUCAUGUACCUGUCAGAGGCCUACUUGAGAAAGACAGGAAAACGCCCCAAAGCCAACAUAAUCUUCAACACGUCUCUUGGAGUUAUUUUUGGGGUUCAGAAGUAUGCAGAGGCUUUGCUAGAGAUUAUCAAAUCAAGGGGCAUCACAGUUAACUACCGGUGGAACCUUGUUGAAGUUCGAGCUGAUAAACAGGAAGCCAUUUUUGAGAACUUGGACAAACCUGGAGAGACGAAGGUCUAUCAGUAUGAAAUGCUUCACGUCACACCACCCAUGGGGCCCCCUGAUGUCCUUCUGAACAGUCCAGUUUCAGAUGCGGCCGGCUGGGUUGAUGUAAACAAGGGCACACUGCAGCAUAACAAAUACCCAAAUGUGUUUGGAAUUGGAGACUGCACCAACCUCCCCACCUCAAAGACAGCAGCGGCUAUAGCUGGCCAGUGUGGUGUACUCGAUAAGACAAUCUCUUCUAUAAUGAAGGGCAAAACUCCAACUAAAAAGUAUGAUGGAUAUACCUCCUGUCCCCUGAUAACAAACUACAACCGAGCAAUCCUAGCUGAGUUUGAUUACAAUGCUCAGCCUUUGGAAACAUUUCCUUUUGACCAGAGCAAGGAACGGAGGCUAAGUUUUCAUAUGAAAGCUGAUAUGAUGCCUUAUCUUUACUGGUAUGGACUACUGAAGUUGCUACUGAGUGAGCAAUGACAACCUUCCUGAUCUGUUUUAACUGUUGUAUUGGUGACCAGCCCCAGCCGGUGAGUGCAUUACUUUUAUUUCAGAAAUGUAUAUCAGAACCUAACAGCUAAGCUGCUAAGAUCAUGUGCCUACAUUGUUCGACAAGUUCAUACUGUAGUCAGCCAGUUACUAAUGAGAAGCCUGCAAGCAGAGUUUGAGUGCUUCCUAUGCAAGCUUAGAACACAGCUGGUGUAGUUGCAUGCUGUGGAGGUAAUGCUCUGUGUUCAUGAGUAGUUGCAAACGGCCCAGAGUUGCUAAGUGGUAUAGAAAUAAAACAAAAAAUAACAAAGAGGACAUACUGACUACUAACCAAGGAUAAUUAACUACCUUAGGAUGGUUUUGUCCUGAAAGUUACAUCAACAUUAUAAUGCACAAAUACUUAUUAAUUUGAUUUUUAUCUGUAAAUAACUGCAGUAGUCGGUAUUUCAGUAACAGUAUGGGUUUAAUUGUGUUUUUGUAGUUAAGUAGUUGAGUAAUGUGAAUUGUGAUGAACAGCACCUGCAGGAAUGGACAGCAAUGCUACCUGUUCAGGAAAUGGUUUCAAGAAUGGCAGAGUAGAGAAGCAGCACCGGUUGCAUCAAAGUGAAAUUGCCACUGCCAAGAGCUCAAAGGAACAUAUCUAUGUCUAGUACAUAUCCAAAGUUAGUUAAAAGUCAGAAUAAUUCACAAUGAAUUGUGUCAUCUUUUAUACAUGUUAUUUCUUUCUUGUCUCGCUUAAAGAGGAGGCAUCCAAGGCUUGAUAGAAAUACAAUAGGAAAACCUAUGGAUUUCGUACAUAUUACUCAU